AUGCGUGUGGCUCAAGCGGGGCUCUGCGCGACUCGAAAUGUAGACGGGAGGCCUGAACGGAACCUUAAACUCGUCCAGCACCGGGCCGUCUUUGUCCAGCUCUUAGAGCGAUCCCAGGGAGGAAAGAUUCCUUAUGGAAAUUCCGGUCGCAAAAAAACGCGCACCGCAGAAGAAAUCAAAGCCGCCGUGCAGGCGGUGCCCCAUCAUGCACGCCAAACAACACGAACUUUGGCAGCCAACUCCGAAAUCCCCAAGACGACGCUACUCACCCACAUGAAGCAACACGGUACACUGAAGGCUCGGUAA
Messenger RNA from Aphanomyces astaci, 306 nucleotides. RefSeq lists its product as hypothetical. The record is from RefSeq and is a predicted model, not a curated record. The transcript has 2 exons. Bases 1 to 306 code for a protein of 101 amino acids. NCBI's taxonomy places the organism in Eukaryota, Oomycota, Saprolegniomycetes, Saprolegniales, Verrucalvaceae.